This is a messenger RNA of Setaria italica (foxtail millet), 1751 nucleotides long. RefSeq lists its product as uncharacterized. The record is from RefSeq and is a predicted model, not a curated record. The coding region runs from base 385 to 1674 and encodes 429 amino acids. The transcript is spliced from 3 exons. NCBI's taxonomy places the organism in Eukaryota, Viridiplantae, Streptophyta, Magnoliopsida, Poales, Poaceae.
GUCCCACCCACCGCGCGCGGCGAGCCACGCCCACGCCCUGUCCCCUGGUGGUCGCCGCCGCUCCCCGCUCUCCUCGGCUCCGCCCGAAACGAGCACCUGCCCGGCUGCCCCCGCAUCAAAACAAGCUUCAACUCGCCCGGUUUUUUUAUGCCCGCACGGACACGGCCGAAGCUGCCCAGCAGCCGCGCGCGCUUCCCGGCAUUCCAGUUGCUGGCUCUUAAAUCACGCGAAUUCGAGAGCACGCUGAUCAGUUGGCACAACGCACGCGUGGGCGUGGCGAGGCGCACACUGGCUAGCAAACCUCAGAUCAGACACUUAGCUGACUAGGGAGUGUUGUGCAGUGAGUGAGUGAGCGAGCGAGCGGCGUGACAGCAGCGGCGGGCGAUGGCGGGUGCGGGCGGGACGACGCCGCUGAGGCUCAAGGACCUCCUGGAGCUGGACUGCGAGUCGUGCAGCGCCGCGGGCUUCCGCUGCUACCCACGCCGCCUGCUGGGCGAGUCGGCGCCAACAAUGCGGCACCACUUCGAUUCGCUGCCGUCCCUACGCCGCCGCCCGAGCAAGCUGUCCCACCUCUCCAGGAGCCUCUCGCGCCGGCUGGGCAGGGGCGGCUUGUUCUGGCGGCGCCGCGACGAAGGCGACGAGGACGACGCCUGCGCCGUGGCCGCGCCGAGCGGCAGCGGCUCGGAGUCGGGGGCGUCGUCGUCGGGGACUACGACGAGCGACAACUCGUCCGGGAGCAGGGGCUCGCGCUGCGAGUCGGAUUCCGACUUCUCGACGGCAACGACGAGCUCCGCUUCGGACAGCAUGGACGCCGACGCCGCCGACGCGGUGAACGACACCACCGGAGAUGAGCACCAGGCGAUGAAGAGGGGGUCCAGCUCGGGGGCGGAGGCGGACGACAAGGAGGAACAGCUCAGCCCGGUGGCCGUCAUGGACUUCCCCUUCGACGAUGACGAGGGCGAAGACGGCGAUGAGGACGGGGAGAGGGAUGUCGCCGGCGCGUACUCGCCGUCUUUCAGCCUCUCGCGUCUCCAGAGGAGAAAGAUGCUACGACCGCAGCACAAGAUCCGACGGCUCGGGAGCACCCAAGAACUAGGCCCCAUGGAUCUCGAGGCACUCCUGGCCGCCACGUCGGACACCGACGAUCUCGCCGAUGAUGUCUUGGCGCAGCAGGUUAUCCAGUGCCGCACAGAAGACGUGGCAGCGGCGGCGCCGCGCCCGACCAGGAGCCACCGCGGCGCCAGCGUCGUCUGCCACGAGCCAGACGAACACGACCUUCUUCAUCUGCUCAUGGACGCGGCUUCCGCCGGCGUGGAUCACGUCUCGGAGCGGCUUCUGUUCGACUUCUUCGUCGAGAUGAAACGACGACGAGGCUCCACGGAACACCCGGAGAAGCUCUCUGCGCCGGCUGUGCGGCUGCUACCGCAAAUGGCUGAACGGUUGGGAGACGACGGUGAGGUUCUGGCGGCGGCCAGGGGAUGGAUGGACGGCGCGGGAAGUGAACGGUGGGGCUUGAACGAUGUCCUGCACGGCGGGGAGGCCAUCGUGGCGGAGAUGGAGCGCGGCCGGCGGUGGAUGCAAGUCCGCGAGGAGGAGCAGGAGAUCAGCGCGGUGGUGGCCGGUAUGCUGGCCGAUCAGCUGGUGGAUGAGUUGGUGUGGGAUUUGUUUGUGUAGGUUUUGUAUCAUUGGAUGUGAAUUGUGAACUUGGUGUAAGUAAUGCCAAAUGAAAUCGAGCAUGUUGCAAACGUGAA